CAACAGUAGAGCUGCAUAUAAGUGAUGAUUAAACAAGAAGUAAUUAUUGAUCAAAAUUUUCGAUUUGUAAAAGAAUCAAAUGAAAACUCGUGCUUUGCAAUUGAUAUCUUAAUAUCGUAUUAUUUAUUUAACACAUUAUAAGACGGAUUCCUUAAGUUUGUAAAGGUCUCCUUCAACCUCGGUAUGUCCUAAAGAAGAGCACAGUGUUCUUUAUAGUGCUCAUCUAUACCCUCAACCAACUACACAAUGUCUCAAGCUCGUGGAUUCGACAGGACGAUCACGGUUUUUUCUCCUGAAGGACGUCUUUUUCAAGUAGAGUAUGCUUUUAAAGCUUUUAAUUUGGCGGGAAUUACCUCUGUCGGCAUAACAGGUCAAAACAGUGGAUGUGUAAUUUCUCAAAAAAAGAUUCCAGACAAGUUAAUUGAUGCUUCAACGGUCAACUAUGUUUUCCCUAUUACUAAAGGGAUUGGUUGUGUUAUGACAGGCUCUAUUGCGGAUGCCCGUGCUCAAGUUUCUAGAGCUCGUAGUGAAGCGGCCGAAUUUGAAUACAAAAAUGGUUAUCCUAUGCCUUGUGACGUUUUAGCCAAGCGUAUGGCAAAUAUUGCCCAAGUUUCUACCCAGCGCGCAUCCAUGAGACCUCUUGGUGUUGCUAUGACUCUUGUUUCUGUUGAUGAUGAACUUGGACCUUCCCUCUACAAAUUGGAUCCAGCCGGUUUUUAUAUUGGCUACAAAGCCACAAGUGCUGGUACUAAGCAAACAGAAACUAUGAAUUGGUUAGAAAAGCGAUACAAAAAAAAUGGUGUUCCACCAAAUUUGGCUGAAACUGUCGAAACCGGUAUUCAAUCUUUAAUGAGUAGUUUGAGUACGGACUUUAAGGCUACUGAGCUACAGAUUGGUGUAGUAGAGGAGAACAAACCUUUUCGAUUGUUAUCUGUCGAUGAAAUCGAUGCACAUUUGCAAAGUAUUGCCGAAAAGGAUUGAGGCGAAUUUGAUCUGGAAAAACUUAGAUAUAAUUAACAUUCUUUUCCUUUGUGAUUUUGCCUUGUGUAUGUGUGCUUCUUAUACCAAUUUCCGGUGUUGCUAAUCCGCUACGUACGUGUUUAUUUCCAUGCCUUCAUGAUAUUACUGUGAUGAAAGUUGUCGUGCAACAAUAAAUCAUUUUAGACCAAUAAACCUUUUUUAUUAAAUCUAGCAUAGCUGUGUAUAUCCUAUUUGCAAUUCUUCCUAA
Molecule: messenger RNA, 1228 nt
Organism: Schizosaccharomyces octosporus yFS286
Lineage: Eukaryota; Fungi; Ascomycota; Schizosaccharomycetes; Schizosaccharomycetales; Schizosaccharomycetaceae
Product: 20S proteasome component alpha 1
Exons: 1
Coding region: 247-981 (244 amino acids)
Biological process (GO): ubiquitin-dependent protein catabolic process
Cellular component (GO): cytosol; proteasome core complex, alpha-subunit complex; nucleus
Source: RefSeq, a predicted model, not a curated record